UCUUGGUUUAUUCCUAUGUGGUAUAAGUAAUCUUUCUUUUUUGAACAGCGCAUAUGAGAACGUAUGGCAAAAAAUGUCAGGUUCAGAAAAGGAUCGUGUACGCUUAUUCUUGUGGGUUGUUCCUAGAACCAUAUCGACAGCUUUGACUAAAUGUCUCAGUGCCAUCGAAGGAAUGGAAGUUUGGUUCGAAUGUUUCGUUGCAUGCAGUGCAGUUCGGAAACAAUAUCAGCUUGCCACCGGUGAAGAUAUUCCGAUGACCUAUGAAGGAAAUGAAGAAAAGGCACAACAAGCAGCUACAAUAUUUAAGCCGUUCGUCGGCUGCGAAAUCGAGCCCUCUCGAAUUUUGUUUGCUGAUGUGCAGCAGAAGAUAGAAUCUUCAGAUAGCAGAUACAUCUUGGCAAAAGAAGGUGGAUUCAUCUUUCUUGAUGAUAAAUCACGACAAUACAUACCACGAGGAUUUCAACACGUUUUCUUAAUCCGGGAUCCGUAUAAAGUCUUCACCUCUUACAAGAAGGCCAUUAUCAGUCACAUGACCCAAUUAGGGUUAUGGAAUGGCGAUGCAGAAUCAUUCAACCUCGAGAAGGAUGAUGCCAUCCUAAAUCCUUGCGAGUUCUUCAGGGAAACUUUCGAACUUUGGAGGUAUGUCCGUGACAACUUGGAUCCCAAUCCAAUCGUUCUCAACACAGAUGAUCUGUUGGCCAACCCUGCUGAGGUCCUCUCUAAGUUCUGUCAUCUGACCGGCCUUCCGUUCAAUGAUUCACUUCUGCAAUGGGAUGCUUCAGCAGACGCCACCAAGAAGUGGAAAUUAUCAAUCGAUCGAGCAUUGGAUGACCGGAUAUUUUUCAAGACAGCCACCAAAUCCAGUGGAUUUGUCCCACCUACACCCGCUAUCCCCCUGGACACGGUAGCUCCAGAUGUCAGGAGGCUUGCAGAAGCGUCUAUGCCAUACUUCGAGGAAAUGAACAAGUACAAGAUGUAAUCAAAAUACACCAAGAGUUUCAUCUUUUCACUGUUUAACAUAAGCUGAUAAUUAUGGAUAAUAAAAAUCAAUAUUCAGUAUAAAUUGGAAAGAAUUGAUCCCGCAUAUGUCUAAAUAAUGCACAUUUCUUAUUUUUAUUCAUGCAUAUCUCUAUAUUGCAGGAAUGAGAUACUUUUUCGAGUACCGACAAUAGAAUAAUUUCUGUUUCUGUAUUUUCUGAUCUGUCGUCCUUUCGAUUGUCUGUCCCGCGUAUACAGGUCACAGAGGAUCUGAAAAUAUCUCGUUCUCUUUAAUUUAUCUUAACUUACAAGUGUGAAUUCAUAAAAAAGAUAUGUUGUUAUUUGCAUCUACUUUAAUAUCGACCUUGCAGUAGCAAGUAAAUGUAUAUGAAAGCAAUCGACAGCAUGUUCAUAUGACUAUGAGGGUGAUGGAAGAACUGUUUACUCUAUCAUUUAACUCCCAUGAUAUCACUAUACUCAUGAAAAUAACAGGUUAAGUUUACAAAUAAGUUUACGUAAUGCUCUGCAUUUAUUCAUGUCAUUCAAUUAAUCAAAUUGGUAUUUCGGCUUGCAUCCAGUACAAGACGUCGCAUGUCCGAUCUGGUCAUAAGGGAGAAAACAUAUCAUAACCAUUAAGAUUUGAACCUUUCGUCAACUCCCUACCAAGUAUUGUCUGCAGUACUUUUUUUUUCAGAGAGAUCGAUAUUAUUUAUGUAGUUAUAGAACGGUAAUAAGCAUGAUGGAAACACAAGUAACACAGAUAAUUUGGUACCUACUGUCCACUAAGAAAAACAACAUGUUUUGCUUGUCGCUAGUAAACAUUGACUAACGCUCUUAAAAAUAAAUUGGGGUUAAUAAAAACUAAAGUGCUGGUAAAGUAAAUAUCUCUACUAUAAAUGGAGAUGAAAUAGUGCCGCAGUUCGUGCUUCACGGGAUAUGUUUGCUGCCUGAAACACAAAAUAUGAUUUAAUUAUAUACAGUAACAGUACAUCACAUUUUUAUGAUUAUUGUUUAUAAUGUGAACACACUGUAUGACGCUGCAUUCUUUCCAGCAUAGAUAUUGCUGGUCACGAAUACUAGUAAAGAAUAAAUGAUCUAUAGAUCAAAUG
This is a messenger RNA of Lytechinus variegatus (green sea urchin), 2087 nucleotides long. RefSeq lists its product as uncharacterized. Bases 74 to 979 code for a protein of 301 amino acids. The transcript has 2 exons. The record is from RefSeq and is a predicted model, not a curated record. NCBI's taxonomy places the organism in Eukaryota, Metazoa, Echinodermata, Echinoidea, Temnopleuroida, Toxopneustidae.